This is a messenger RNA of Schistocerca serialis cubense, 1863 nucleotides long. RefSeq lists its product as uncharacterized. Bases 293 to 1456 code for a protein of 387 amino acids. Lineage: Eukaryota; Metazoa; Arthropoda; Insecta; Orthoptera; Acrididae. The record is from RefSeq and is a predicted model, not a curated record. The transcript has 2 exons.
CAGCGGGGAAGUUUCACUGCAUAGCACUCAUAACCGCCUAAAAAUGAUAUAGACCUGAAUAAUUAAUAGUGUCGAGUAAUGCAAUGAUAAAGAAGAAAUACGAAUUAUUCAUGUGUUUGUGCAACAUCGGAAAACACGAUCGUCGGCGGUGACGUUUAUUUGAAACAUUUAAAACAAUAUGAAGCAGUGCUGUUUCAGUGAAAAUGAAGUCUUUCUUUGCUUUAAUUUUCCGAAAAUAAGAAAGUAAGAAGCUGCAACCGCAGUUGAUGUUGACUGAUGACAGUGGUUGAUAAUGGCCAAAGAGAUGAAUGAAUAUUCACAAACUACAAACGUGAGCAGCCCUUCAGAACACAGUGGAUGUGCAAAAGUUACUGGGUGUUAUUCAGAAGAGUUUUCAAGAACUUCACCUGAUAAUGGCAGAAGAAACCCAUUCCAUAUCAAUUAUUUGGACAAAUUGAGGUACCCAGUUUGCAGUCCUUCUCUUUUCAAAAGCAUUGAAAAAGCAAUAUCUAUUCCCUGUCAAGAAACGGAAAUAUUAACAUCUUGUGACAUCAAUGAAAGUGAUAUAUUUUAUGAUGAAACAUUGGACUCUGAAACAGAAAAAGCAGCACAAGAAACAAUUUCAAAAUUCUUUGAAGAUGCCUCUAAAGAUCUAUUUGUUACACCUGACAAAGUGACAAAUUCGUUUCUAAUAGCUACAGGAGAGAUGAGGGCAGAUGAGGACAUUUCUUUGAGUUAUAUCUGUGACCCAUCAACUCUUCAACAUGACAUUCAUCUUAGCACUACUUGGACACAAACAAACAUUACAUUCCCAUCAAGUCUGCCUGAAGAAGUCGAAGAAGCUUUAACUUUACACAAAAAACAAGUUGAAACUGAACUGAAAUUAGCUAAAUGCAGAGUGUGUGAUACUGUGUGUGGAAAGCAUUCACAAGGUACCCAGACUGAUGACUGGGAAAUGAAUGCUGUAAGUUUUAAAAAAGUUACAAAGUGCUCCCAGACAAUAUUGAGCUUCCCAAAAACAUUAACAGAAGAAUUAGAAGCUCUGUUGUCGUCAUAUGAAACUUUCUUUGAGGAAGUGUACACUGAUAUACGGAUGUCAAUGCUGAAACGUCAAUUGUUCAGUGAACAUUAUGUUUCAUCUCCACAGUUCCAUAGCAGCAGCCCACUUUCUGUGUUAGAUGAUGGUAGUCCUUUGCAGAGUGAGUCAUCAGUUACACCUCAGUGUGCUUCUGUGAGCUUAAGACAUUAUGGAUCCCCAAUGAUGCCCCGUGAUAUUUUAUCGCCCACUGGUAUAUCCCCCAUUGUGAAACCUUCAAAUACAAAUAGAUUUCUAUCGAAACUUGAUUUCGUGUCCUCUAAUUUUGAAACACCACAUUCCAUGUCUCCUUCAGCAUUCUUGCGAGUGAGAGGUGCUAUUUUUCCAUCUCUAGAAGAUGUCAGCUGUCAAAGGAACUAAAUAAACUACUUAUGAUAUAUGUGUUGCCUAAAUUGUUGAUCGGACAGUUUUUUCUUCAUUUAUUAUAGUAUAUGUUUUAAUCAUUUUAUGUGAUUUUGAAGUAUUAAUGAUGAUACUUACUAUUUUAAAGUGUGCACUAUUUCUCCAAUUGAAAUCUAUUGUAUUAUUUAGUAAUUUGGGAGAAAGUGUAAAUUUAAAACAGGUGGCCUAGUUUUCUUUUAUAAAGCAAUUUAUAAAAGCUUACCAUUUCUGUGACUAAAAUCAUAAUGUUAAGAAAUUUUAGAUUUACGUUUGACUUCAACUUCAGUGAAAGUUUUUAUAGCAUUGGUAAAUUACAAUUUCUGUUUAUUGUUUAUUUGGUAAAUCCCUAAUUGAGAAGAUUUGUAAUGAAUUCCAUGGAACAAAUA